Vigna umbellata (rice bean) is the source of this 2916-nucleotide messenger RNA. RefSeq names its product BEL1-like homeodomain protein 6. Gene Ontology annotation, biological process: regulation of DNA-templated transcription. Lineage: Eukaryota; Viridiplantae; Streptophyta; Magnoliopsida; Fabales; Fabaceae. Gene Ontology annotation, molecular function: DNA binding. The record is from RefSeq and is a predicted model, not a curated record.
UAAGGUAUAUGUAAUGUUUUUACUUGUUUGAAGGUGGUUCGAAACAAACAGUGAUUCUGCACCAAUCCCAAAGACAGGGCAGCAUUAUGUCAAAUCACCUUCACACUGUUCUCUGUGCUAAUUCCCUUUCCCUCCUCACUCACUCACUCUUAUCUUCUUCUUUCUUUUUCUUCAUCUUCUCUUCUCUUCUCUCCCACCAUUCACACAACACAAGCUUUCUCUUUUCUUUCUCUCCUCACUCACUCAUUCUUCUUUCACAUUAUCACAUGUUUAGUUCAACUUUUAAUGUUGCACUUCCUUUCAGCUUCCAACUAAAGAGUAACAAACACAGUUGCAGCAGCAUACCUUCAUGUCCUCUGCUUCCUAUCCUCUGCAAUCCUGUCUUGAUUAUCGUGUGUAAUGCCUGGUACGCCUGAGAUUGAAGAUCUGCAAUUGAAGCAUGGUGUUGGUGACAUGCUAUUUAAUGGUUGUGUUACUGCGUAACAAUUAGUCUGCUUCUGUUUCAACUUUCAUUUUUGAACAAUCUGAAGUUCCAAACUUGGCAGCAACCACCAAUCUGUGACUUCUCGGAGGGAAUCAGAAAAGUUCACGCAGUAUUUGUCUCGUUUAGUUAACAGAAUAGAUUGUGUUUAAUAGUUUGCGGCUUUUACUUACAGUCUGCCUAAAAUUAUGGCAACUUACUACCCAUGUUCAAGUAAUCAAAGGGGUGCCGUGCCUAUGCUGUGUCUAAGGGAGCCUUUGCAUAAUUCGUAUCCCGAGACACCAAUUUUGCCAAGCAAUAUGACAUUGUUGUAUAUGAACUCUGGUUCAUAUUCUGAAGCAUUACCUGGAAAUUCUCAGCAGCAAAGCAAUUGCUUUGUGGUUCCAUCACCGUCAGUGGGUGCUUCAAAUUCCACAGCUGAGCAGCAAGAAAUAUUGGCUAAUAUUGGUGGAUACCAAAUUGGGGUUCAUGAUUUCAGUGCAUGGAGGGAGGGUAGAAGUGAGAUGUUAGUCAGACAAUCUAUAGAUGGACAUAACUUGCAGGGCCAGGGAUUAUCUUUAAGCCUUGGAACCCACAUGCCCUCCGGAAUUCAACUGCCUUCUGUCCAUGAUAGGAAUCAUUGCUCAAAUCUUGAUUCGUUUUUGGGUGCAAAUCCAUCACUUUCAGCCAACGAGAUCUACCAAAAUGGCUCCUCUAGACAUUCUGAAACUUUUCCUCCUGUGUUACCUGAAGCUAGUCAUGAUUUGAACAAAGCAGAUUUUUCAUUUCCUGGAAUUUCCAGUGUUGGAAGAACGGUUCCUACCUCCAAAUAUCUCAAGGCAGUGCAACAACUGCUUGAUGAAGUUGUUGAUAUCCGACAAGCUAUUAAAAGACCUGAAACGAGAAGUCACGGAACACAUGAGAACUCUCCGAAGAAUUCCAAGGAGGGUGGUGAGCUCCUAGAAAAUGAACGGCCUUCUGCAACUGGUGUGCCAAAUUCUCAAGUCUCAGCCAGCAACUCUUCUUGUGAGCUUUCACAUGCUGAAAAACAAGAUCUGCACAAGAAGUUAGCAAAGCUUCGGUCAAUGUUGGAUGAGGUUGACAGUAGGUACAAACAAUAUUACCAGAAGAUGCAGAACGUGGUGUCAUCAUUUGAUGUGGUAGCAGGAUGUGGGGCAGCUAAACCAUACACAGCCCUUGCUCUACAAACCAUUUCAUGCCAUUUUCGGUGUUUGCGUGAUUCAAUCACUGGUCAAAUUCGUGCAACACAAAAGAGCCUUGGGGAGCAUGAUGCUUCUGAAAGUAAUAAAGGAGUUGGAAUGGCAAGACUAAAGUAUGUGGACCAUCAAGUGCGACAACAGAGGGCUCUUCAGCAGCUUGGUAUGAUGCAGCAUGCAUGGAGACCGCAAAGGGGGCUUCCAGAAAGCUCUGUUUCGAUUCUCCGCGCAUGGCUUUUUGAGCAUUUCCUUCAUCCAUACCCAAAGGAUUCCGAAAAGACCAUGCUAGCAAGACAGACAGGCUUAACCCGAAGUCAGGUCUCAAAUUGGUUCAUAAAUGCACGUGUGCGUCUGUGGAAGCCUAUGAUUGAGGAUAUGUACAAGCAAGAUGUUUCUGAUGUGGACAUGGACUCAACUUCUUCAUCUGAAAAUGUCUCCAAGGCAACAAAAAGUGAUGUCAAGAUCUCCAAUGAUACGGUUGAUGAUUCACAGCACUGUCAGAGUCCAAUAGUAACCGAUACAAAUCAUGGUGGUGGACAAGCUAAGGACUUUGGAUAUGAUCAAGUUCUUGAUACAAAAAUCAUGGCAUCCACUGGAUUAGCUAGUCAUGAGGUUGAAACAGAACAUAGGUCAGGAAAGCAGUCUGGGGAGAAAAGGCCAAAUUUGGAUAAUUGUGGUCUCUUCUCUGAUAACAUGAUUGUUCAAUCUGAUAGAGCUACUAAUGAUGACAGGUUUAUAGCAGUUGGUUCAACGUGCCAAAUGUCAGAGUUUGAGAGCUUCAAGUCAGGAAGUGGAGUGUCUCUAACUUUGGGUUUACAGCAUUGUGAAGGAGGUAAUUUUUUGCCUGGUGAGACCCAUCUCAAUUUGGUUUCCAUGAAGGAAAAUGGCAUCUACCGCAGUGCAGGUGCAGCUUCUACAGUUGGAGUACAUACAGCAGAACUUGAGCACGUUGGUACUGGAAACCAACGACAGAGGUUCAGUUCACCUCAAAUGUUACAUGAUUUUGUUGUGUGAUGAUAAUCUGUUUAGACCAUUCUGUGAAUGGCAAGUGCUGAUAUUGGGACCAGUUUGCAGACAACGAGUCACAAAAGGAACGCAGUGGUCCCUCAAGGGAUGAUAGGACUGACAAAAACAGAUGUAUGAUAUCCUGAAAUUUAUUGGGAAGAUCUAUAACUUAUGAUUAAUGUGUAGGAAACAUGAAUAUUAGGCCUGUUUAUGCAAUGAAGAAAUUAAGAAACA